AUGUCGAAUAGUCCUGCACCUGCACCUCAAAAAAUAGCAGAUUAUUUUUUCGUAGCAGGAGUUCAUGAUUUGCAUAUUAUACCCGCUUUAGAAAAUGCAAAAAGAACCCACGCCUACAGCGAAGACGAUAUCACCUAUUAUCAACAACAGGAAGGAGCUGUCAACAAUAUUAUUCAUAACUUUAGCAUGAAAAGCAGUGACGGCGGCAACAGUGGUAAAGGAGGGAGCACUAUGACUCCUACUACUGAGGAUAAUUUGACAGAAAAGAAAAUCAGACAGCAAUCCUCCUCUCACCGAUGUAGAUCAGCAACCAUUUCUGUCGUUUCGCCAACCCAACCGAUUGCUAGCGUUGAAGAAAAACAAGAGCCGUAUUCUUUACAACAUCCUUUGUCUACCACAAGCAGAAAAAAUAUACUUUUUCGCAGCGAUGGCGAGGACGAGGACCGGUUAGCGACACCACCAUCGUUAUUAGGCGUGCUAGAUCAUGUCCAAUCUGUCAUUGACAAUUUCGACAAAGAAAGAGAUACAGCGAGAGAUAAUGUUAUUGCACCUUUCACUGAAAAAAAGUUCAGCAAUACUCGAUCAAGCAUUUAUUCAAGUACGAACAGCAAAAGAAAAUCAAGUUUUUAUAUGGAUGGAGCAAUUAAAGGAAGGUGGAGAAGUCCUUCUGAAUCAAAAUUAUACUCGAAACGAUAUUCAAUGAGAACACUUAGCGAUUUAACAGCCAAAUUUGACGAUGAGCAAUCACAAAAAGAAAUGAUACCCAAUAUCUUUGACCUUAAAUAUACACCUACAGUUCUCUCAAGGUAUCCGCAAACAAAUUAUUCACAAGACGAACCUUUUCCUGCUUAUGCAGCUAUGUUUUGUUUUCCAAGGGACCUACAAUUGUAUUAUGGAGAAUACCCACCACAUGAACGCUGCCACUCAUUUACACUGACAGAUGAAACAGGUGCUACUAUUUAUGGCACUUGCGUUGUAUUUUAUGAAAAGUUAUCAAACAAGCUGAAAAAACCUGUCAACAAUGCUAUUCAAGAAUGGGUGAAACAUAAUAUGCCAGCAAGCACUAUUGAAUAUGCUCAGCAUUUACGAGGCAGAAUUGAUCUGGAAACAAUUCAAUUAGCACAAGCUCGAAAGGACUUUGCACAGGUGAUAGGUGCAUCGCAGAGUGAAAGCAGCCAAGAGAGAGACUUGAUUGAAGAGCGUAUCCGUACCUGUCAGGAAAAUAUCGAGCUCUAUAGAGAUCUUUUAGAGCCUGUCAAGAUGGGCGCUUGUACAGCAGAGGAUGUAUGGGUGCCUAAAAGUGUAGGCUUACUGGGUCGAAUGCCGUGGAUCGAUUUAUACGGGGACUGGUUAAAGAUAUUAUUGGAUAAUGUGGUAGGUGUUGGGGGCCAUCGUCAUAUGCAACAAGUCCCAAUCAGUAUUGAAAAUGUUGUGACAAACUUCAUUGAUGAGGUACCACUGCCGCCUCCUGGAAGAUUUGAAAUCGGGAUAACUAUCAGUGGGAAACCUUUGUUUUUCUCCAGGCCACCCAUUAACCAAGUCCCUAUGUUGAAGAAUUUUUCUUUAUAUCCUUUAUUUCGUACAUUGUCACCUCAUUUGAUCCUUGCCGUUAUCGAGACGCUGCUAGCAGAAGGGAAGGUAAUAUUUCUUUCACAAUACCCAGGCAUGCUUUCACUUGCCUGCGAAUCUUUUCGCUAUCUAUUAUUCCCACUUUAUUGGCAAUUUGUAUUUAUUCCAGUUCUACCAGAACGACUAUUAACUUGUUUACAAGCACCUGUACCUUACAUGAUUGGUUUCGAAGGUACUAUGGCAGAUUUGGAUGACAAUGUACCUGAUGAUGCCUGUGUCGUAAAUUUGGACAGCAAUUCAAUGCAUCAAAGUCAAAGAGCAAUGACUAUCCCCGAUAGACAAAGGCGUAAAUUACAGUCUGCAUUCGAACAAUACGCUCCUUUACAUACUAAAUAUAAGAUUCCCUAUGGUGUACCCGAACACAUUAAGAGUGCCUAUCCUAAAGGCAAGAUGUUGUUGAAUUGUACUCGAUCUAAAUCAAGUAAGGUCAUGGUGAAUCCUGCCGCUAGAUCAACACAUCAACAACAAAAUCGACAGCAGCAACAGCAUCAAUAUUUACGACCAACUUCCAAUAGCAUAAAUAGUAAUAGCAGCAGCUACAAUAGGAGAGACUCAAUGGACAGUGCUGAGACUGCCACCUCAUCUUUUAUGUGGUCACAUUCCGCCUCUGUCGCAUCUAAGCCUUCUACAUCUUGGACAGCAGCAUCAAGCACCGUUAGUCGAAAUACCCAUAGUGCAAUCAUGUCAAGAAGCUCAAACGAAUCUUCCACGGCAACAUCCAUUUCUACCUCUGUAGCAACAUCAGCAGCAGCAUCAGCCCAAAAUACCAAGGUUAUACCGCAGUACCCAGGUUCAGCAAUCUUAUCCACCGGUUCAAUUGGUAACUACGCAUUCUCUUCUACGUCUUCAUUACAAAGCGCGCCCACCAGCCCAGUCAGAGCAACAACCGCUAUGCCUUCCUCUUCUAAUAAUAGCUCUGUCAAUAAUAUGAGCAGUAAUAAACCGAGUAUGAUGAUGAAUAGGGAGCAACAACAUUCGUAUAGCAAAUCCACAGCUCGACCUUCUUUAAAAAGCGAACAUUCGAGUGACUUGGGUACGAGGAUGAAAUUGUCUACGCUUAUGUCAAAACCAAAAGCCGUCUUUCAACAUCAUUUGGAACAUUCUUCUUCUUCUUCUUCCGAACAGCCUGGGAUUCCACGUUUAUCAAUCAGUAUGGAUAAUUAUUCAACGACGUACGAUCAAGUAUCUCCAAUCCCGAGAAAAAUCAAGCACAUGGAAGGACAUAUCAUGACCGAGGUUUUACCAUCCGAAGCAAUAACAUUUCAAGGGUACCGUUGUGUUUGCGGUAAGCAGGUGACAGAAGAGGAAGGCUCAGAAAAUGCUUUCAUGUCUUGUCAGGAAUGCCAUCUGGUGACGCACAAAAAGUGCACGGAGCAGAUUCUGCAUCCUUGCUUACCAGCCUGUUUCAACGAACAAAAAGUGCAGGACGCAUUUAUUCGUAUGUUUGCGUCAUUAUUGUACAAUUAUCGAUCAGGAUUCGUCAGUCAUGCUCCCAAUAGCAAUACUAGCAGUAACAAUAUCGGUAAUUCUUCCUUUCUGGAUAGCUUUUCGUCAUCUACAACAUCUGCGCAGAAUAAUAAAGCCAACCUACAGCAACAGCAAACCAUUAGUUAUACCGACAAAAAAGGAAAUACUUACUUCUCAAAAGAACGGUUCCUUAAGCAUUGCGAUAAAGAUAGCAAGGCAUUUUUGACAAAUUUGUGUAAUUCACAGAUGUUCACUCAAUUCAUCACAGAUCGACUUGUGAAACCAUCCCAAGACCCUGAAAUAUUAGUCUUUGAUGAAUACAUUAAAUUAAAAUUAAACAGAUCUAAACUAAAAUUUGUAAAGGAAGAAACACCCUUUUUGAAUGACGAUUCUUAUCGGGUAUCACAAAUUAUUUGGGCCAAUCCACCUCAUCAGCCGCCUCUCACGGAGCCAACGACCGAUAGUAGCAGACGAGGAACAAUAGUAACAGCUGCAAUAACCAAACAACAACAUCAUCAUUCACCUAUUCCGUCGAAACUCACCACUGUUUCUUAUACCACUACGCAGGACACAUAA
Mycotypha africana is the source of this 3672-nucleotide messenger RNA. RefSeq names its product AEX-3 domain-containing protein. Lineage: Eukaryota; Fungi; Mucoromycota; Mucoromycetes; Mucorales; Mycotyphaceae. The record is from RefSeq and is a predicted model, not a curated record. The coding region runs from base 1 to 3672 and encodes 1223 amino acids. Gene Ontology annotation, biological process: regulation of Rab protein signal transduction. The transcript is spliced from 10 exons. Gene Ontology annotation, cellular component: cytoplasmic vesicle.